This is a messenger RNA of Triticum aestivum (bread wheat), 2549 nucleotides long. RefSeq lists its product as uncharacterized. Lineage: Eukaryota; Viridiplantae; Streptophyta; Magnoliopsida; Poales; Poaceae. The transcript has 2 exons. The coding region runs from base 150 to 2429 and encodes 759 amino acids. The record is from RefSeq and is a predicted model, not a curated record.
AUGCUGCUCGUUUGGGACGUACUAUCAGAAGGGCCGACGUAUUUCUUCGCCAAACGCAUCUACGCCCUAAUACUGCCUCCGUCUGCGCGUACUCUCGGACUGCGCCGCCAACGUACGCUGCUGCCCUGCGCCGGCCUUCGCCGCAGCUCAUGGCUGGCCGGAACGGCAACGCGCCUAAGGGGCCUCCUCUGGCCGGAGUUGCGACGCCGAACCCCGGGCCACCCGCCGGCUUUGGUGCUGCUGCCGGACCCUUCCGUUUUGGUGCUUCGUCAUCGUCUGCCCAUCCUUCCGGACAGCGGGCUGCUCCGACUGCGCCGGCACCGGUUGUCUUUGGGGCCGGCAACAAGACUGCGCCGGACGCUACUGCUCGCCGCAAUAAGACCAAGCGCAAGGGGGGGCGCCGUGAAGCCGCUACUGCCGGUGCCGUCCCCUCGGCUGCGCGACCUCCACCGAUAUUCCCGCCGCCUGCUACGGUGCCCGCCCCCACCAAGCAUGUUCCUGAGGCUCGAGACACUGCUCCGAUGGUUGUGCCCUCCGCUGAAGCCACUGGACGUGGGCCGAAAGGAAACCGAACUGGUCUUUGGUGUUUCAAAUGUCGUUCAGAUGAUCAUCUUUCCAAGGACUGCACGGCGAUUCAUUUCUGUCAUAUUUGCGACAAUUACAAGCACCCUUUGCAUCGGUGCCAUGUGCUUAAGCAACCGAGGCCUACCGCGUCGCUCGGUGGAUGUGGUUUAGUUAACGCUAUGUUCCUGCAGUUGCCGGACUUGCUAUUCAAGGAGCACCUUGCACCUCCAACCCUGCCGACUGCUUUGGUUACGAUCUCCGGUGGGUCUCUGUCCGCUGCUGUGGUUGAGGUAGAGAUCGCCAAGAUCGCAUCGGUUCAGGCAUCUUGGAAGUGGGAAGCCGUACCCCAUGGAGACAAUGCUUUCUUAGUUUGUUUCCCGUCCGUGGAGGUUUUGAAGCGCGUGUCAGCUUUUGAGUAUAAUGUCAAAUCACAAGACGUGAAGAUUGCUUUUAGUGAAUGGAAAGUUGAAGAGGUUUCAUCGAUUCUCCCUUUGCAACUUGUUUGGGUACAUGUCACCGGUGUCCCACCACCUCUCCGCCAUUUUCUUGGUUUGUGGGCGGUAGGAUCAGUCAUUGGCGCCACGCAAGACGUUGACUUGGUUUGUUUGCGCCGUCAUGGUAUUGUGCGCAUCCAGGUGGCGGUCCACUCUUUGGAUAUUUUCUCCAAAAAAGAUGGUUCUGAUGAAGCCUCGGUCUCCUCGGAUGUCUAUAUAAAGCUUAAUGGGUAUGCAUUUCGGUUUGUACUGGAGGAGGAAGAUUUUGUUCCCGACGUUGAUUUUAUUCCCCGGAUUUGGGAAAACCAUGAUAAUGGACAUGAUGACGGCGCUAACCGAGAUGAGGAUAUGCCUGAUAGGGAUGCUAACAAGAGGUCAAAAUGCAUCCAAGCUGUUGAUCAAAAUUCGGCGUCGGGGUCUCAAGUAAGUGCUGCAGUCCCCAUACAGUCUACACAACAAAUAGUGCAUACUGCUACUCUUGAGUCAUCUGUUGUGAGUAUGCCAGAGAAUAUGGAUACACACAUACACGUACCGGUGGUGCAGGAGUCCAUGGAUGCAUGCAUACCAAUGCAAGACGAGUUGGAGAAGGGCGGGUCCACAAGGUGCACCACUAUGCAUGUAACGGAUGCUGGAAACGACUCGGCUGCUCACGUGAAGGCAACAACAGUUGUUCACGGGCCACCGGCGCAGCCAACCGCGGCAAUUUCUGUCUGUGUUGCUGGGCACGCACAGUCGGCCGUGCAUCUGGCCACGACACCAAACGCACACAGUACUGUGCAUGGUGCUACCCCGGCUUUGACGCCGCUACAGCCAACCUUGACCCCAGCAGCGCAUGCGAUACUUCCUGCUUCGGUUGGCGUGCGGGAAUCCAAGACAUCGCCAAUGAUGGAGUCUCCAGUUCGUGCGGCCGUUGCCAUGGUGCCACUUGGCCCAGCGGCGGAUCGUGCUAGAGGAUCUUCUUCGGCAUCUGAUGCGGGCGUUCGGAUGGGAGCCACGACGCCUCCCUCUUCACCAACCCUUGGGACGCUUCGGACGACGCCUGCUUUGCAGAGGACUACAUCAACUACUCCGUCGAAGACUUUGACGGGGACUACGUCCGGAGGGUUGGCUACACCCCUGCGACGUAGUAACCGUCACUCCCUCAAUGUUGAUGGUUCUUCCUCGACUGAUGAGCACUCUCUUGCGAAGGCAAUGCGUCUCCAGGCUUCGAGGAAUUUGGACCCCAUGACAGGUUAUUUUCCGUUGUACGCACUCGCUUCGUACGUGGUGUACGCUACAACGAGCGGAGUACCAACCGUUGUUCAAGGCGGUGUGUACGCUGUUGGAGCAGGUGGCUACGGAGGUUUUUACCCAACAUGGAUGGCAGCAUAAUCUCCGGCUCGGUCCACCAUCUCUUUCGACAUAGGCAUAGUGUCGGUCUAUAGACUCUACUGUUGCCGAAUUGUCGGUCUUUUAUCUUUCUACUUAUCAGACUACUGGUGUUUGGCUGUG